Messenger RNA from Bombyx mori (domestic silkworm), 11060 nucleotides. RefSeq lists its product as uncharacterized. NCBI's taxonomy places the organism in Eukaryota, Metazoa, Arthropoda, Insecta, Lepidoptera, Bombycidae. Bases 422 to 1324 code for a protein of 300 amino acids. The record is from RefSeq and is a predicted model, not a curated record. The transcript has 8 exons. Gene Ontology annotation, biological process: vacuolar transport.
CUUUGUGUUUCUAACAGAGAUGCAUAGCUCUGCUCUUCUUGGGCUUACGGUUACUCAAACACACCAUGAAAUCCACAAAUAAAUUUCACCGAUACUUUUACUAACUAAAGUAGUUAGUCGGUCAAUGACUUGAAAGCUAAUAGGUAUUAUAACUCAAACAGCUGAACCAGAUAAGAAAGCCACCCCCGUGACAGAGUCAGAUGAAGCCCUUGUGAAGCUAGUCACAGCUGAGAGGCACUUGCACGGAGACUCCACAAGACUGUCCCGAGAACUAGCAACUAUUGAGAAUGAUGCUCGAGCUGCACUUCAGCUAGGUAAUAGGAUUGCGGCCAAGAAUCAUCUGAGACGUAAGCACAAAGUGCAACGGAAACUGGAACAGUGCACGAAAGCUCUGGAAAACGUACAGAAUUUACUACAACAGAUGAGGGAUGUACAUUUCAAUGCAUCAAUUGUCGAUACUUACAAGACAACAUCAGAAGCUAUGAAGCGAGGAUUAAAAGACAACGGUCUUGAGGUGGAUACAGUUCACGACACGAUGGACGAUCUGAAAGAGGUAAUGGAUUCAUAUAGCGAAAUGGAGAGAGCACUUGGUACAACAAUAGACGACACCGACACAGCUGAGCUUGAAAGAGAAUUGAAGGAACUGCUGUCGGGACCGUCGGCGCCUGGUGGCGGAACUCCCGGGAAGGAGGGGGAGGUUGGAGCAACGCAAAAGCCGGUCAAAAAGACAUCGGAACGAGAAUUUAUCUUUGAUGGUGAAGAGAGAAUGCUGGCAGAACUGAAUGACCUGGGUAUAGAGGAGGCAAGUCCCAGUGGAAAGGCAGAGAAGGAUAAAGAGAACAGAGUCAGGAGAAAGAUUGCAGUACCCGAUGGAGACUGGGAGGAGAAAGAGAAGGAACCCGCAGACGAUUUGAACAGUGCGAAGCAAUCGAAGCCCUGGUACCCGCGAUUUGAGGAGUGUCUUAAAACGGACGCGGCUUGGAGGGACGCGGACGCCGCGCACGAGAUACGAACCGACGAUAGACUUCAUCCGGGUCAGAAGCUGGAUGUGGAUUACACGAGGCCCCCUCGUCUCUACAACUCUGACUUCGCCGUGAAGGACCACCGACUGGAGGCCGGGGUGUGGCUCUACAACAGGCGGGACGCCGACGACUUCGCCUGCAGCACGGAGUUCUUCAGUUCCGAGAGUCCCGGGAAAGCUCCGGUCGGUGGCUUCCAAAUGGCUCCCGGGGGCGAGAGGAAGAAGUCACAGCUCUCGCCUGACGAAGAGACCCCGGACGAGGAAUUGGAACGAAGAUUGAAGAAUCUAAGGGGCUUUAACUAGUAAACGUAUGUAGUCGAAGGACAGAACGAAUGUUGCCGUAGAAUUUUUUUUUUUUUUUUAAAUCGGUGUCUAAGUAUAUGUCGAAGGGUGAAAGGUUGUUUGGGUCAAGCGAUAUUUUUGCAAUAUUACAGUAGAGCCAUUUAAGGGCUUGUGCACACCAGGUUUUUUUAACACUACACACCACGCUUUUAAUCUACAUAGCGGUUUGUUGUCGUUUCUAUCGAUACAAACGCGAUACUGACGCGCGUCUGUAUCGAUAAAAACGCGCGUCGACGCUGCGUUUAAAAAACCGCGGUGUGCACACGUCCUAAAGUUUGAAAUUUACAAAAAUUAUUAUAACAAAAAAAAUCUAUUCUUCAACUAUUCGAAUAUAGUAAACUUAUUUGAAGUUCAAUUAAAAACCAAAUAAAACUGACCUUUAAUUACAAAGAUAAAUGCCGCUUAUAACUUUUCACUCCUCGAUACAUUAGAAUUAUAGGGGAUACGUUCCUAAGUGACAAAAUAAAAACACACCUUAGGCGUAGUUGUAAUAAGGUCUAGUUUCCUUUUUUUAUUAGUUAUAUUUCAUGAAUCCUUCACAAAGGACUUUUACAUAUAUAUUGGAAUCCUUUUUAUCAAUGUGUAAACUUAGGCCAACCAGACGAGAUAAUAAGCGUAAACAAGCGGACCGUUACUGAGUUACAUUGCGAUAGAUAGGGAUUAUUAUCUCUGUCCUUAUCACUCGCACGCGCAGUUAUGGCGUCAGUUGGUCGACAACAGCUGUCGUUGUGUGUUUCGUGGUACAGGAAAGCACUGAGUACCGCAGCUGUCAACAUUUGGUCCGCCAUUUUGUGAACAAGUUCAUUCCUGUUUGGAUUGCGUGCGUUGGCGCAUUUACGUUGUAGAUGUCUAUGGGCUCCAGUAACCACCUAACACCAGGGGGGCUGUGAACUCGUCCAUCCAUCUAAGCUAUAAAAAAAAAAGAUUGUAGGGCACAUUACACUUUUUUCACAAAUCAGUAACCUUAACAGAAGGUAUUUUCAAGGCAUAUAUGAGUCGUCUAUUAUCAAAGGUGGCAAUCUGUGCUUUUGGACAAAAAAUUUUUAUUGAUAUGUCAAUACAGAUUGAUUUGAAUAUAAUCGUCUCCUUCAAAGAAUACGGUUCAAAACCUGCAUUAAAUAAAGGUUAAUACUUAACCUGUUAUUUAUCUAAGAUGUCGUUCAGAAGAGUUUUGUGACUGCCAAUGGAAUACAAAGUCAAUAAUUCGUUUUCUGAUUUACCAGUAAUUGUCCAAAAGUCACAUUGCCGGCUUUGAUAAUAGUCGACUCACAUAUAUACUUUUAUAGCAAUACUACUUACAAUAAUACUUUGACGAAGCAUGUUGCUGAUAACUCUGUUUCUGUAAUCUGACGAAGCAUGUUGCGGAUAAUAACAUGUACUUUUAGGUUAGGAAUAUUGUGUUCUUUUUUUUUAUAAUAAAUAAAUUUAUAGCAAUAUUGACAACAUGAUUGAUAAUACAAUAGAUAGUUUUAUCAUAAACACAGCUGACUCGGACUCUUCGGACGAAUCAUCUUUGUCUAGUACAGAUGACAGCGAUUAAAAUUCGAACUUUGUAAUAAUUUAUUUAAAUACUAGCGACCCGCCCUCGCUUCGCUUCGGAAACAUUAAAAGACACAUGAAACAAAAAAAAAAAAUUGAAAAAAGUAACCUAUGUUCAUCAGGGACAAUGUCGGCUUCUAAUGGAAAAAUAAUUUUUCAAAUCGGUCCAGUAGUUUCGGAGCCUAUUCGAAACAAACAAACAAACAAAUCUUUCCUCUUUAUAAUAUUAUAAGUAUAAGUAUAAGUAUAAGUAUAGAAAAAUGUUUUUUACUCCUGAAACUUUGUUUACAUUUUUUAUCUCGUCUGGUUGGCCUUACUUUAGUAUGUACCGAUAUAGCGAUCAGCUUUGCGAACAAAUAAUUCUUUAGUUGUGAAUAUAGGAAUUGGGUCGUUGUUUUUUUUUAUUUAUUUAAUCCGCGAAUAGUGAAAGCACAAAUAAGGAGCUUUUGCUAUACAUUAAAUAAAUUGACGUAAGUGAUUUUUAUGAUUAAAAUAAAAUGCUGUGUUAUUCACUUCUUAAUUGAAAAUAAGUUAAAUUUAGGUUAGUAUAAAUAAUAUUAAUAAAUAAAUAAAAAUGUGUACUACACGUCGACUGGUGGUCAAAUUUGUAUGGAGUUGGAAUGUUUGCCGCUAGGGACUUUGUUCCAACUCCAUACAAAUUGAGUUAACUUUUACGCUAUCGAGAAUGUUAAAAAACUCGGACUAAGCAAACCGAACGAGUCGUGACGUCCCUAUAUCGAGGGGUGAAAGACUGUUUGGUUUUAGUGACAUUUUUGCAACUUUAUAUUAGAGAUUCUAUUUUUUCCUACCUAUGCUGAUAGCCUUGAGAGGCUAUUUCAGCUUCGCCCUAACGUGUAGGUGAGCUCACGGGGCUCAAACCGGAGUGUUGCUAACACUGACCCUAGCAAGAGCAGUGCUUCGCAGAAUCUACCACCGGAUCGGAAACGCGACCCACUGAGAAGAUCCGGCGAGAAACUCAGUGGCCUGUGUCUGUGGGUUAAUUCGAUGACCGGUGCUUGAGGUACCUAAAAGCACCGUUAGUGGAUCGGAAGGGUCCGUAAUGACGUGGUGCUAAGACGUUGCCACGCGUUCGACAUAACGGUAGAGAUCACGAUAGAGCGAGACAUAAUAAAUCAAUAAACUUCACUUUAAUAAAAAAGUCCACCAGUGCUGCAAUCAUUUUUAUAGCAGCCGUAUAGAUAUUAUUUAGCCGUAUUUCGGUUUGAAAGGUGGGGCAGCCGUUGUAACUAUACUGAGACCUUAGAACUUAUGUCUCAAGGUGGGUGGCGCAUUUGCGUUGUAGAUGUCUAUGGGCUCCAGUAACCACUUAACACCAGGUGGGCUGUGAGCUCGUCCACCCAUCUAAGCAAUAGAAAAACAAAAAAUACAUGAUUCUACUGUGAAAUCAAAACAUUGGUUAGACGUAUUUAUUGAGACCGUAGAAUUAGCUCGCAUUGACUAUAUCGGUCACGAAGCAGUCAGAGCUUUCUUUUAUUUGUAACAUCAAUCAAACAAGAGCGCAUCGUAGUAAAGUUGUAGUUAUAAUACUAGCUGUACCCGUCCGCUUCGCUGGGCAUUUAAAAUUAACAUUAUUAUUUCUCUCCCCCACAAAGAUUCUCAGUAUUAACGCCCCCGCAACUGGUGUAGGAAGUCCAACACUCAUAUAAAUAUUAGCCUAUCCAUUAAGUACAUGUAUUUUCUACAUGGAUACCAAGUUUCAAGUCAAUCGGAUGCACGGUUCAGUAGUUAUAACGGAACAUCCGUAAAAACCACUGUAGAUUUAUAUGUUAGUAUAGAUGUAUGUAAAGAAAAACCUUUAGUAUUGAAAACCUUUAAAACUUUCUUUAGUUUAAAAAAAAGAAAGAUUUUUCUUAGGCAGAUUCACAGACCUAUCUGCCAUCGAGACAAAAAGAAGAGUUUUGUUGUAACAAAAUUCAAUAAUACUGUUUAAAAAAAAAAAAAUUAAAAAAAAGAGAUGAAAUGGCUUUAAAUGCUUUUUUAUAAUAUGGUUUUAAAUACUAAAGGUUUUUCUUUUUUACAUUUAUUUUAAGUGAGUAGUUUCUUUAAGAAAAAUUUAAAAAAAUAAAAUAAAAAAAAGAUCAUAAAUAUACUUAUAUAUGAGGUCGUCAGCGCAAUAGUGACCUACGCUUACCAUAGUUAUUAUGGAGCAAACAAUGUUUUAAGUUUUCAUGCAUUUGAAUUUGAGUAGGAGGCAAAAAAACAAUACCCGCAAAAAUAAUGUUUACAACGCCAUCUGUGUUUACUAUGGGUGAAACUAUGGAUAGGCCGGUUUUGCAUUAAAAAAUUUUAUAUCUUAAAUAAGUUGCAAUAUACAUAAUUAUAAGCAUGAUUAUGAAAAAUUGUGGGCUAGGCUACUUUUGCGCUGACGGCCUUAUAUAUUAACAACUAUUUUUCAUUAAGUAUAGAUAGUAAUAGUAUUUUAUGUAUUAAUAAGAAUAUAAAAAAAAAUAAGACUUGACCUAAAGGUCUUAGUUACCAGACCAUAAAGUCCCUUUAAAAAAAACUAUUAAUUAUUAUGAUAGCGGCUGAUAUGGAGAGUAGAAUUGUAGAGUACCAUCUAGUAACACUAAAUAGUGGCGGCGCCACGGAAACAAGUGGAAGGAUUUUUAAAAAAACAGUGUCAUAAAGUACCAUACUUCACUCUGUUCAAAACUGCUAUAUUCCUAUCAUUUCCACUUCCUACACUAGCGCUGUUUCGGUGAGUCUUCCGACAAUAACUCGCCAUUUACAGGCGACCGCUUUUUCGACUUGUCCCCUAUGCAAGAUGGCGCCUCUUACUUCUACCCUCCAUGGUUAUCAGUAGAAGACGUGAUAAUUCUUAGUAUGGCCGUAGUUACCAUGUGAGCUUAUUGUUGGUAGAACGUCUUGUGAGUCCGCACGGGUAGGUACCACCGCCCCGCCUAUUUCUGCCGUGAAGCAGUAAUGCUUUUCGGUUUGAAGGGGAGGGGCAGCCGUUGUAACUAUACUUGAGACCUUAGAACUUAUAUCUCAAGGUGGGUGGCGCAUUUACGUUGUAGAUGUCUUAUGGGCUUCAGUAACCACUUAACACCGGGUGGGCUGUGAGCUCGUCCACCCAUCUAAGCAAUAAAAAAAAGCGCACGUCGCCGGAUGGUAAGGUUAGGUGAAUGGUUACCAUCGUUCAAGGUCGAUCGAUGUUACCAGUGGCGGGUGGUGCGAUGGUAACCUUUAUAUGACGACAUGACUGUACGUAAUAACAGGAUUGACUGAAGUAUCAUUAGACCGAGAGGCUGAAGCCAUUUUAUCAUUGGAAAAACAAACAAAAAAAGUUUUUUUAAGUCAUAUUUCUUUGUAUAAUGCACCGUUAUAAUAAUAAUACUCGAUAGUGAAAAAUUGAAUUUGUAAUAAAAAUAACAUUUAGGGUGUCGACUCUUAGACUAUAUAGGUUUUUAUAAUAGUUGAAAUCUUCAAAAAAAUAUUAGCAUGUAAACGUUUGAAUAUAUCUAUAGUAUACUCGGAGCAGUUAUAACCUAAAAUGUUGCCAUUGAAAAAAUGUAAUCAUAGAUGUAUACAACUUUAUGGUAUUUGUAUGUCUAUGGUUUUUUAGCUAUAUUUUUUUAUAUUCGACUAUAUACGAUAAUAACUUACUUGUAAAUAUUAAUUAUAAAGAUGUACCUGCUAAUUUUAGGAUUAUAUAAUUAAUGUGAAUAAUUUAAUGAAAUGAACAAAAAUGUAAAAAAAAAAUGUGUUUGUAAAUAUAUGUAAGUGCCUUAAUUUUUUUUGUUUUAAAUGUAAUUUUCAAUUUUUAAUCUAUGAUCAACUAGGUAAACAAACGGUGAUAACUCCAAAUUUAAAAAUGUUCAAAAUGAAUUAAUAUUCCUUUUUUUUUUAAUGUGAUAUGUGACGGAUUUUAUGUUCAUACAGCCACCACUAGCAGUGUGUACCAACAAACAGCCAAAUAGUCAUUAUCCAUGUUGAGAAACCGAUGAAUUGUUUGAAAUAUCUCAAUCCAAAUUGAAAUCCGGUCUUAUUCAUAAUUAAAAGCUUAUUAAAAUUAUUAAUGCUAAUUGAAUUUAUUGUUGUGUUAAUGAACUCAUUAAAUCGAUCGAUUGAUUAUAACGAAACAAAAAGCGUUUUUUGACAGUCUUAUAUAAUGGGCUAAUAAAGCUCUGAUUGCUGAUUAUGAAUAAGACCGUCCCAACGUUGUUUAAUAGGUACAUCGGGAUGUGAAAGGUUAUUUGGUUUAAGUGAUAUUUUUAUAGGAGAGCUAUUUAAAAUUUAAAUUUUGGGAAAAAAAUAUCAUAAAAAAAACUUCUUCGCCUAUUGUGUAUGGGAUAAACUUAAUUGAAGUUCAAUUGAAUAUGUUUAUUGACUGACUGAAUAUGUAUUAUGUUUAUUUAAUAUCUUUUUGUAAAUAUAGUCAGCGGUAUGAAGGUCACGGUAUCCGUAGAUCUCAUCAAGCCGGCCUACAUACUGCAUGACCCAGACACCACACACUUACACAGCCCACACAUACACCACACACACGUACGCCACACACUUACGUACUCCAUACACAGACGAUCGGGUGCUACCAGAAGUCGAAGAACAUACUCGUCGAACUAGAUCAGGGCGUAGGGUCAGAUUUCCGGACCAUUGUCGCCCGUAACCGGUCUCUGGAGGGGGUGAUGUAGUGUAACUAUGUAGUUACACUACAUAUCGACGCUUGAAAGGCAAACGUGACUAACCGACAAUGCGUGAACUUUACAGUAGACUAAUAAUUUAAAGUUGAAAUACCUGAAAACAAAAGUUAUUUUAACGAAUCCAGCUGUAGUAGAAUCUAGCUAGUAGCUGUAGGAUUGAAAUGAUUUUAAUAGACCUAGAAAUAUGUAUAUAUUUUUUUGCGCAUCGAAUAUGGUUAUUGCCUAUCAUUUAUGUACAAAGCAGUUAUUGUCGCUUAGUCACUUUUGCCUUUCAAGCGUCGAUAUGCAAUUUCGGAAAGCGCACAUGUCGCAUAUUUUGUCAAAUACGUUUUUUCAUAUACACAUGUAGUUUUGAGGCUUACCUGCUACACCCGUUUUAUAAUAAUUCCAGUAAUUUUCAAUUGCUAAUUAACACUAAAAUAUAUCUCGAAAGUUAAUAUUUUAAAUUUUACACUUUGCUUUAGAAAACGAUCAGUUUUUUUUGUUUCCUGAACAUUUUACAUUUUCAGAGAUGUGCCCUUUUCGAAAUUGCAUAUAUCUAUAUAUUAAUACGUGAAGCAAAAACUUUGUAUCCCUUUUUACGAAAAUUGCGCGGACGGAGGAGUAUGAAAUUUUCCACACUUCUAGAUAAUAUAUAGAGAAGAAGUGCACAAUGCUAAUAUUUUUUUAAAAUAAUGCAUAAAAGAUACAUUAAAUCAAUAAAGAAAACAUUACACACACUACAUACCAUGUAUUUGACACACACACGUAUGCAUACUAUUUAUUGUCAAACUUUUGUUCUUGACGUCUGUGGUCAAAUUGAGAAUAGAUUAAAUAUUGUUUGUCUUUGUUAAUAUUUUUUAUAGUGUAGUCUUGGCGAAAUUUGUGAUUAAAGAAGUAUAAAAUACAAUCAUAAUAGUGUACAAAGUUACAAUUCCAAUUAAUUAUAGUCGAAUUUCGACUACUGCGGGACCACUAGUUCAAAUUAAAAACGCCGCAUUGUUGAUGCUGAUACCAAAUGAAACGGACCCUUAAUUUCAAAGAUAAAUGUCGCGUAUUAGACGUUACAUACCGCUUAAACCAUAUUGCCUUUCGCUCCACGAUAUACUUAGUCUGGCCAUAAAUACUGUUACAAAGGAAAACAAAAAAAUGUCCUAAGUCAUCUUUUAAAAUACGCGACAUGGUUCUAGGUGCUAUCUUCAUCUCCCGAGAUAAAAUCUUUUGCUUUCGGACAAGAUUUCUUCGAAUUCUUUCCCUUACUGCUUUGACCACCCUUUUCGUACGAACACUACGUGGACGGCCAGAUCUUUUUCUGUCACAAACAGAGGAGGUCUCAUUGCACCUAUUAAUAGCCCGGUACACAAACAUUUUACUAACCAAGCGUAUGGAGUGUUUUAAAAAUUGCAUUUGGCUCCAUACCUACUUUGUGUAAUGCAAUCACAGCGGUUCGGUUCUCUUUAUCACCCCACUCCAUUUUAAUAUCGCAAAAUAUUGUACAAUGUAUUGGCGCCAAAAUGAAAAAACUCAAUGAGCAAUCAUAUAAAAAUGACAGAUUCCAAACUCAAAUGUAAUAGCUUGUUUAUUUUUAAUUGUAACAGUAUUUAUGGCCAGAUUAAGUAUCACAUGUAUGCGUGAAUAGAAAAAAGUUCUCGAAAUGAAACAAAGCUAUAGCAAACGGUAAUAUGAUUAAUUAAAUAAUUUAGAAUAAAAAUUAUCGAUCGUGUAAUUUUUGUGAGCCAGCAAUGUACAGUGUAGGUAGACGGCGAGCGAUUGAGGUCAUUGAUCCUACGCGUGAUUUGAUUUUUAAUUGCGUUCCAUUGCGUGUUUCGGAGAACGGUAUUUUUCGGUUAUGAUUAUUUUAAUGUGUCAGGAAGCAUCAGUUCUGCUGUAUGUCUCCAAUGUCCUAGUUGUAAAAUGGCUCCAAAAUACUAUGCUCUAUACAGAUGUAUGUUUUAUAGUAAGAUAGUUAUUCUAUGUAAUAGGUCGGGGAAAAAGUUUCUUCGCAUUUUUUUAAGAAAAUUCACAACAUAUUUUUAAUAUAGUUUAUUUACGAACUAAAGUAUGUAGGUACCAUUUUGUUCGAUAACUUUUUGCCAUCUUGUAGAUAGGGACAUUAUCCCAUUGCUAUAGAAAUUUUGGGGCUUCUGAUCGAUAUACCGCGACAAUUGGUUUUGGCAUGAAAACUAAAUAAAAAUCACACAUUCUCGUAAUUUGAAUUUGGAAUUAUGUUCCUUAAAAUUUAAACUUUUAAUUAUACCAAAACCAGCCAGAUACAAAUAGUAUAGCCAAAGAGAUUUUAUUACAAGUAUAAUGCAAAUUUUAUUACAAGUAAUACAUACUAUAAUGCAAAAAGACUUUUUACCCAACCUAUUAGGUAUUUGUUUCAAAGAUCACUAGGUUCUUCGAGGAAAACAAUUUUGUCUUGAAAACGGUCAUGUAUAAUGAUAUAUACAGUCAAAACCGUUUACUGCGACAUCGUUUAAUACAACAUGCCGGUUAUAAUAACCUGGAACAAAGGUCCCGGCUGAAUGCUAUAUGACCGCCUUAUUAAAAACAUUGCUUUUUACGACAUUGCUUAUAACGACAUACCUCAUAAAACGACCACAUUUAACUAAUAUUUCGGAGAAUUAGAUCUGUUAUAACGACCGGCUAAGCUGUAUUGUAAACAAUUUGAAUAGGUAUCCACAUUUGUCUUCAAUGGAAGAAAACAAUAGGAUUUAGUUUAGUGUAGGGUCUUUUCUAAUUCUUAGAAACAAAACACGUGCAUGCAGUAGAGUCAAAGCCCGCUUCUUCAUAUCUCUUCAGUUAGUUUGUUACUUAUCUAUACACAAGACGCACCAAAACAUUGUGGAGUUAUUCGUGAAACUUUAAAAAUGUCGCAAAGAAAAAUGUACAUAAUUGAAUAAAUAUAUUUUUCCAAUAAUUCCCUAUCGAUUUGUUUGUACUUGCACUAUACACAUUAAGCAUCACCGGUUGUUACGACUAUCGGUUUUUACGACUGAAUAUGAGCAGUCCCUUCGAUGUCGUUAUAACAGAUUUUGACUGUAUAUAUAAUAACUAGCGACCCGCCCUCGCUUCGCUUCGGAAACAUUAAAUUCUAUUAUUGAUAGGCGAAGCCCGCCAUGUUGCGCGCGGUACGACAAUAACUGCGGGUGAAGCCGCGGGGCGAAGCUAUUCUAAAAAAAGUAGCCUAAGUUACUCCUUAUAUCAUCAGCUACCUAUCAGUGAAAGUCUCGUCAAAAUCGGUCCAGCCGUUCCAGAGAUUAGCCGGAACAAACAGACAGACAAAAUUAAAAAAAAAAUGUUAUUUUGGUGUAUGUACCGUAUAUAUAUUCUUAUGCAUAUAGUAAAAAGCGGUUAUUUCAAUAUUACAAACAGACACUCUAGUUUUAUUUCAAUGUAUAGAUAUACCGUUAAUUAUGUUAAUUAUAAUAAUGUCAGAUCUUAUCCGGAAUGCUUUUGAUAAAAUAUGUAUUUAAUCAUGUGAAUAAAAAUGUAUGAUGAUGAGAAAGUGGAAA